Molecule: messenger RNA, 1377 nt
Organism: Clupea harengus (Atlantic herring)
Lineage: Eukaryota; Metazoa; Chordata; Actinopteri; Clupeiformes; Clupeidae
Gene: cpa4
Product: carboxypeptidase A4
Biological process (GO): proteolysis
Molecular function (GO): zinc ion binding; metallocarboxypeptidase activity
Source: RefSeq, a predicted model, not a curated record
AUGUUCGCAUGGGUAUAAAAAUGACCACCUGAUCUGGCCACUCCUGUCUAGCCGGACAGUUGGAACGAAGAUGAGAAACUGUCUGAUUUUCCUUGUGCUUCUUGUGAGCGUUCAGUGCAACAAGGUCUUCAUUGGAGACCAAGUGCUCAGAAUCGAUGCAGAAUCCGACGAGCACAUUGAGCUCCUCCAGGCACUGGAGAACGAGCAGGACUGGGAGCUUGACUUUUGGCUGCAUCCUGUCUCCUCUGAGCUGCCAGUCGACAUUCGUGUACCUUACGCUAGUCUAAAUGCUGUCAAGGAUUAUCUCAAGAGCAACAACAUCGCCUUUUCAAUUAUGAUCGACAAUCUACAAGAACGAUUAGAUGAAGAGGAGGCUGAGAUGGAGGAGAACAAAGAGAGGGAACGCAACUCAAGGAGCUUCAACUUUGGUGCUUAUCACAAACUGGAAACGGUCUACAGCUGGAUGGACACUCUUGUAGCUGAUUAUCCCCGUGUUGUGUCCAAAGAACAAAUUGGAUUGUCUUAUGAGAGUCGUCCAAUGUACGUCCUGAAGUUCAGCACAGGGGGCGCUAAAAGGCCCGCCAUCUGGAUUGACGCCGGGAUCCACUCCAGGGAAUGGGUGUCUCAGGCCAGCGCUGUAUGGAUUGCCAACAAGAUUGCCUCAGAGUAUGGUACUGAAUCAAGUGUGACAAACCUCCUGAAUGCAAUGGACAUCUACCUGAUGGUUUUCACCAAUCCUGAUGGUUAUGUUCACACUCACACCAGUGACCGCAUGUGGCGUAAGACUCGCUCGGUGAACCCUGGCUCUAGGUGCCGAGGAACUGACCCCAACAGAAACUGGGAUGCAGGUUUUGGAGGCGUUGGAGCCAGUAAGAACCCCUGCUCAGACUCCUAUCACGGGCCCCAUGCUCAUUCAGAGGUGGAGGUCAAGAAUGUGGUGAAUUUGAUCAAGACCCACGGCAACUUUAAGUCCUUCGUCUCCAUCCAUGCCUACUCACAGCUCCUUAUGUACCCCUACGGCUUUUCAUGCAAAGAUGUGCCUCACCAGCCAGAGUUGGAUGCCGUGGCUAGAGAUGCAGUUAAGGCCCUCAGCUCCUUAUAUGGAACCAGAUAUAAAGUCGGGAGCAUUUGUAACAUCAUCUAUCCAGCUAGUGGUGGAAGCAUCGACUGGUCCUACAAUCUGGGCAUCAAGUACUCUUUCGCUUUUGAGCUCCGGGACACUGGACGCUACGGUUUCAUGCUACCAGCCAAUCAGAUCAUUCCCACGGCAUCUGAAACAUGGCUGGCUUUGAAGCAUCUAAUGAUGUACACUCAUGAACAUCCGUACUGAGACGCAUACUAAUGAUGCAAAAUGUAGAAUAAAGACAUUGGAAACAA